CUCGAACUAUAAAAUGGCGUAGCAGCGUUCCAUAAGGUGGAAUCAAGCUACUGUGAUCGAUCAUCACCAAUCUCUUUCGAAGAUUCACAAUGACAAACUCGAAACCACUGAUUCUGUGCUUCUUUCUCCAAGCCAUUGUUGUUAUGGUUACAAUACCAGCAAGUCACUGCAGAAGCUUUCUUCCAAGCAAUGAAAAUCUGAUAGAGAGCACUUGCAAGAGAACACCCAACUACAAUCUCUGCCUUCAAACACUGAAGGUAAGCCCUGGAAGCUCCACAGCUGAUGUCUCGGGGCUGGCUCUUAUCAUGGUCAAAGUGAUGAAAGCCAAAGCAAACGAUGCCUUGAAAAUAAUCCAUGACUUGCAGGGGAAGGGAGCAGGACCUAAGCAGAGAAGAGCCUUGAGUUCUUGUGCCAGUAAAUACAAAGCAGUGUUGAUAGCUGAUGUUCCACAAGCCACCGAGGCUCUGCAGAAAGGAGACCCCAAGUUUGCUGAAGAUGGAGCCAAUGAUGCUGCUAAUGAGGCUACCUUUUGUGAGAGUGAUUUCUCUGGGAAUUCUCCACUCACCAAACAGAACAAUGCUAUGCACGAUGUUGCUGCUAUUACUGCUGCUAUUGUUAGAUUGCUGCUCUAGAUUUUCAACUUCCUCGAACCAGUACUUAGUUGUAUUCACUGAUUGUUGCAGAUGUCUUGGAACCUGCUCUUGCCUGUUAUGUAAAAAAAAAAGCUGGUAUCUAUUUUAAAGCUCUUAUAAUAAGUUAUAUGUAAUAAAAUCCAAGCCUCUCGUGAUUCUGAUUUGCA
Molecule: messenger RNA, 799 nt
Organism: Vigna angularis (adzuki bean)
Lineage: Eukaryota; Viridiplantae; Streptophyta; Magnoliopsida; Fabales; Fabaceae
Product: cell wall / vacuolar inhibitor of fructosidase 1
Exons: 1
Coding region: 90-632 (180 amino acids)
Biological process (GO): negative regulation of catalytic activity
Molecular function (GO): enzyme inhibitor activity
Source: RefSeq, a predicted model, not a curated record